Messenger RNA from Daphnia magna, 3911 nucleotides. Its product is annotated as voltage-dependent calcium channel subunit alpha-2/delta-1. Bases 54 to 3293 code for a protein of 1079 amino acids. NCBI's taxonomy places the organism in Eukaryota, Metazoa, Arthropoda, Branchiopoda, Diplostraca, Daphniidae. Gene Ontology annotation, cellular component: voltage-gated calcium channel complex. The record is from RefSeq and is a predicted model, not a curated record. Gene Ontology annotation, molecular function: voltage-gated calcium channel activity. The transcript is spliced from 22 exons.
GUGCAUGACGCAGGCGAGCCGCAGUCGCUGUCGGGACACGACGCAGUUUUAAGAUGGCCUCCCAUCCGAUCGCAUUGGAUUCCAACUUCGGAUGCCGAUCAGUGUUUUUUUUGUUGACGGCCAUGUGUUUUUUCUUCGGUUCGUUUCAAUUUGUUUUGGGUCUAAAUCCGAUGACCGACCGCUCCCUGCCGUCCGAGGCCAUGAUCCAUGACCUCGGCUUACGGAUAAGUCAAGGGCUGAUCAACCUUAUUAACGAAGCCAGUGGUAAAAAUGAACUAUCAAAAAGAUACGACAGUCAAAACGCGUUCUUUCUGGAGCCGGUACACGGAGAGGAUGUUUUGGAGGAGGCCAUAGAAAAACUCGAGCCCAUGUUUCAGCGUCGAAUUCGAGCUGUCGAAGACAUAACCAUUAAAGCCGAAGAACUUGCGAUGGAACACGUGUAUGACGAGCAACCACAGUCCAAUCAGGUGCAUUUUAUCAACGGAAAAGAAUGGGACGACCCUGCAUUGAACGACUCUUCUAUGGUGAAUAGUUCACAAUUUGGCCACCCUUUCUUCGUUAAUACGAACUCCUCUGCCGUUCAUCUGCCACUUCACACCUACGAAGGCUGGAUGUGGCAUCGAUUCAAACCCGUCUGGUAUGAGGAUGUAGACACAAUAAAUGCAAUGAUGUGGACCGACCGGCUAGACGACAUUUUCGCUGAAAAUCUCAAACGGGACCCUUCCAUCUACCAGUACUUUGCCAGUAAAGAAGGCGUCCUUCGCUAUUUCCCUGCUCAUAGAUGGAGAACUCACGUCAAUCAGCACGACAAUUUCGAUGCUCGUCAUCGGCCAUGGUUUACUCAAAGUAUUUCUUCUGCAAAGGAUCUUUUAAUUUUAAUAGACGUGAGUGGCAGUAUUCACGGCCCUACGUUUGAAAUUCUGAAAAUAACAGUGAAACGAUUACUGGGCACUCUUACUCAGCACGACUAUUUUAAUGUUCUUCAGUUCAACGAGACGGUGGCAUGGCUUCUGCCUUGUUCUGAAUCGUUAAUGCCGGCCACAACUCGAAAUAAGCGGCUUAUCUACCAGGCGCUAGACCAUACUGUACCGUCCGGAAAAGCCAGUUUCGCCAAUGCCCUUAAUUUCACCUAUCACUACAUUUUGGAGUUGGAUGACUCCCGGAACAGUAAACAAACAUCCGGCUCGGACAGCAGUAAUUGCCAUCUGGCAGUUGUACUUAUAAGCGAUGGCGGUACGGAAUUCCCGGCAGAUCAAGUCGAAAUGAUCACCAAUAAUUCGGUGACGAGGCAAACACGUUUAUUCACGCUUGCCGUCGGACCGCAUCCAAUUCCGACUCUGAAUUUGCGAAACAUCUCGUGUUCAACUAACGCUUUUCAUGGAGCCAUCCUGACUUACGGUGCCAUCCAAAGCAAAGUCCAGGGUUAUUUGCAAGUUCUCAGUCGGCCACUGGCUUUAUCUCAAGACAAAUCACUCAUUUCCUGGAGUUUACCUUACCAAGAUGCCGCAGGUUCUGGAACAGUGGUGACCGUCUCCAAACCCGUUUUUCAUCGAGGUGAAAAUCUGAGCCAAUCAUUGCUCGGUGUAGCUGGAGUAGAUAUACCAAUAUCCAGUUUCGACGUGGCCUUACCUGAUUCACAACUGGGUUUUGGGGGCCACAAAAUGGUGGUGAUGGGUGGCACAGGUAACGUCGUACAUCAUUCCCAGCUGGAUACGCAAAAUUCAUACAUUGAGGAUCCACCAAUUGUGGAUUACGAGGAUCUAGAGCCCACGGGAGAAUGGUCGGAUUCGUUACGUCAACAGUUGCUCGAUAGAAAAACCGGAUCGCAUUCUUACAAUUCGACCACGCUUACUCCUGACGACGCUUACCUUAUCCACCAGCGACGUACCUGGCACUUCCGACCGAUAUCCAAAACCGCCUACACAUUGGCGGUAUCAAUAAGCGAAGGUGCUAAUAUAAUCGUACCCAAUCUGGAACUGCAGGGUAAGGUGUUGUGGAACAAUCAAACUAUUACUAGGGCAGCUCCGUGGGAAUUUUGUAAUAAUCUGCGGGCCUACACCAAUUAUACAAAUCAGCGAGAAACGGCUGAUUAUUUUAGCCAAUUAAGCCAGCGAUUUGAGCGUGGCGGGGAGGGCUGUGAUCAGUCUGCAUUGAGCCAUUUGCUGUGGGAUUUAGAGAUGACGAUGAACGUGUCUCAAAUGUGGACGACGACACCUGAUCGCCGCGUCCAUUCGCGUUUCGUGUCGACCACUGGUGGCGUCACGCGGACGGAAACUCGAACACGGGCUUACAUCCAAGAAGAUUUGGCUGAUCCGCGAAAUAGUUCCCUCUUUCUUCGGCUGGCGCAUUCAAGAGAUGCUUCCAUUUUGAUCCGUCCUCCAUUGAGUCGUGGUGAAGAUUACCUAGUUGCCGCUAAAAUAUCGUCAAAGGAACAGUUCUUAGCGAUAGCAGGAGCUCUGGUUGGUAAAGACAUCGUUCACUCGAUCUGGAAAAACGCUGUUGAAGCAUUCAACAUCAGCGACCAGCUACACCUUUACUGGUUGGACGAAGGUGGCUACAUCGUCGCAACCAAUCAGAUCAACGUUUCUCCAGGAACUUUUAUUGGUUCCAGCAAUGCUGAUCCUCAGUUGAUGCACGCGUUGACACUGGAUCCGAAUCCUGUCUACGAGCGCAAUACCAUCGUCAAAAGGGCUGUUAGCUGUCCAGUAUUCGUUAAAGCUGCCCCGAUUUCUUCUGCUUCCAUUUUCGCUGCUAGAUGGGUUUCGAAUUUGACUACCACUCUGCUCGGUAUAGCGCAAGCAAUCUACUCUUUUUCCGCCAGCCUUUUAUGGGCUGGUGUAACGUCAGCAACAUUCCAAGCCGAAAUGGAGCUAGACAAACUCAGACCUGCUCGUGUAGAUACGCAUCUCUGCUCCAAGGAAUAUAUCCUUUACCAAUUGAAAACAUCGCAGCAAAGACUGUUCAAUGUGUCGUGUUCCACGUUGUGCGCCGGAGAAAAUAGCACGACGCGAGAGGUAAUAAUUCAUCCCAUGUCGGACAGCAGCUCUUUGUUGAUCGCUGCCACGGCCCCGUGUCGCUGUAAAGCUUCAACUUUUCAACACGGCCUGGCUCGUUUGGAAGACGAGAUGGAAAAAUGCCAGUUUCAUCGACGGUAUCACAAAUCGUCGGAGCAUUGCUACGCCAGCGAUCCACGGGAAAAUUCGCUUGAAUGUUCUGGCCAAUCCCUGCAUAACCCGGCGCUUAUGUUCCCUUCGAUGAUCUUCAUCUUUUUCGUCGUUUUGAUUCUUCGCUGAAAAAAUAUCGCACUACCCUAUAUUUUCAAGACUCUAGCGUUGGAGUUGUUCUUAAAUAAUUAGUUUUCAUGCAAUUCACUGAUUAUAAAUGCUUUUUUUUUUUUAUGAACGGGAAAAGAAGGAGAGAGAGAGAGAGAGAAAGGGGCGCCUUAUAUAUUUAUCUUUGAAUUAUGAAUUUUUUUUUUAGCAUAUUAUCUGGCCAGAUAUCCCCCCAGCUCUGAAGUUGCAAUCCUUUUUCCACUUAGAUUCUAACCUUAGAACAAAUUUGAAAUUUAUUAGGAAAUGUUGUAAUUCUAGUCAUUUGUUAGAUCGGUAGAAAAAUUAAUUCAUUUGAACAGUAUUUGGGCCAGCCACUACGAUCGGUUCACCUUAAUCAAUGUUUUCCCCGUUACAUUUUUCUGUCACCUUAAGGAGAUCAAAUAGCUCGUAAUAAUUGUAUUGUACUACAUUUGAGUUAAAUGAACGGAACGUGCGUUUGAAUUCAUUCAACUGACAUCCAGCAAAUUGAAUUUUAAAAUCAAUGAAAAUAAUAUCUUCCGUCCGCUUAAAUAUAGCAACCCAAUGACUUGACAAGACGUGUAACACUCAUUUAAAAAUAAACCUUUUUUUGCAACUCAA